Messenger RNA from Rhododendron vialii, 2343 nucleotides. RefSeq lists its product as uncharacterized. The transcript is spliced from 6 exons. Gene Ontology annotation, molecular function: zinc ion binding. The record is from RefSeq and is a predicted model, not a curated record. Gene Ontology annotation, biological process: regulation of DNA-templated transcription. The coding region runs from base 1 to 2343 and encodes 780 amino acids. NCBI's taxonomy places the organism in Eukaryota, Viridiplantae, Streptophyta, Magnoliopsida, Ericales, Ericaceae.
AUGAUUUUCGGUGAAAAUUUAGCAUGGUUACUUAGGCUUUCUUCACAGACUGUGUACUUGUCAAAUUUUUUAGGAACGCCGCAGCGGAGAAUUCGGGACGGAAUAAUGGAUGACUACAACUUUUCAAUUUCAGAUAGUUGGUCAUUUGAGAAUGAUGUUCGUAGUGAGGAGAGUAUCUCCCACAAUAGUCGCGAUUAUACACUAGAAUUUACCACCGACCAGGCGGCAAAUUGCCGAAAUGCAUUCUUGGUUGUGAAAGAGGAGGAAAGUACGAACCGCCACAGAAUCAUGUUGAAGGGCAAUCCUUGCAAAGAAACACUGGGACUAGAAAAUGCGAUUGCCCAUUUCAACUGCGAGCAAAAAGACCCGUCAAACACUACGAGAAUCAAGAGCAUUUAUAACACCAUUUUUUCAAACAAAGCAGUCAAACUAGAGGGUCUAACUCCUAUUCAGUAUGUCAUACGUCAAUUACUUAAGAAACAUUACCUCCAUCAAUUUCUUACAAAUCCGGAUACUAACGAAAUCACAGAUAUUAUUUGGGUUCAUCCUAUGAGUCUAGAGCUAUCUGUCAACUUUCCGUCUGUACUGAUCAUUGAUGCCAUGUACAAGACCAAUGAGUAUCGAAAACCAAUAUUGGAGGUUGUGAGUAUCACAUCCACAUGGCGAACUUACUCGCUUAUGUUCGCUUAUCUUAGUAAUGAGAGAGAAGAGACAUUGACAUGGGCAUUGGAUAACUUAAAAAACUGGAUGCUUCAAAAGGGGGCGUCGAUGCCAUUGGUGUUUGUUUCAGAUCGGGAUUUAGCGCUUAUGAACGCCAUUGAAGCAUGUUUCCCUACGGCACGUCACAUCUUGUGUAUUUGGCACAUAAAUCAGUGCGUCAUGAAGAACUGCAGUCGUGUGCUUGGUCCGGAAUGGAAGCGCUUCAUCAAGUCAUGGCACUCGCUUAUCAAUUCAUCUACACCUUCGUCUUUCGAACAUAAGUGGCAAGCCAUGUGCGACGAUUUUCGCCAGUUCCCGUAUGUCAUAACUUACCUGUGGCAAACAUGGUUAAGGCCGUACAAAGAGCGGUUUGUUUCAGCAUGGACAGAUACAUGUAUGCACCUCGGAAGCAAUUCAAGUCAAAGGGCAGAGUCUGCACAUGCGAGGCUAAAGCUAUAUUUGGGGGAUACUAUGUCAUCGCUACAAACAUCUUUUGAUAAAAUAGAAAAGAUGUUGAAAAAUCAGUUCGGGGAAAUUAAGAAGUUGUUCGAGAAAUCAUUGAACAUUCCACGCCACAAACAAUUGCGUGACGACAUUUUUGAUCAGGUUAGGUGUCGCAUUUCAUUAGAGGCAAUGGAGUUCAUACAUGAUCAGCUAGAAACCACUUUAGAAGUAUCCCCCCACAUUGUUGGCUAUUGCAACUGUACGAUCAAAAUCACACAUGGAUUGCCAUGCAUGCACGAUCUUGCAUAUUAUCGUUCCAUUUCCACUCCAAUUCCGCUAUGGAGUAUCCACGCUCAUUGGACUAGGUUGUCUAUGCACGCAACCGAGUUUAAUGAAGAGGGAGCACGACCUGACAGGACAUCUCAAGUCGUUGAGAUAUUAGAUGGGAUGGAUCCACCUAUGCGAGAGCAUAUCAUAGACAGGAUUAUCGAUAUGGCAGAUCCAUCUUGUAGCACAGUUCGACCUCCAUCGUACAACACAGAACAUAGAGGUCGACCUACAGGAUCAAAGACUGCAACAUCGCGAGUGAGAGGGAGAGGGAGACGUGGGAGGGGUUUUGGGGCUAGCAACACUCAAUUUAUAGUUCCAUCCAUCACUAAUCGCUACAUUCAACGAUUACCUCAGGCUUAUCAGCGUUAUGUUUCCCACACUGUUGACGUGCUUGGUGAUGGUCAUUGUGGAUUCAGGGCGAUAGCUGCACUAAUCGGGUAUGGUGAAAAUGAUUGGAGUCUAGUACGAGAGGAGCUUAUUGAAGAGAUUCGACAAAAUUUUUAUCUAUACAGUGUGAUUUAUCCAGUCAAUGAUUGGCCAAAUCGUCUACUAAUUUUACUGAAUUGGUUAGAGCCUACAGCACCACAAAAUCAUUGGAUGGAGGCUAUGACUUUGGGAGUUGUCAUCGCAAAAAGGUACAACCUUGUACUGCAUACAUUUGAUGAGGAUGUUUACGGUUGUUUUACUCAUUUGCCAUUGAGGUCCCCUCCAGUUCCAGUCGAAUACCGCCGGGAAAUUGCUAUUGCCCGUGAGAAUUCAUCGGAUGAAGCUAAAGGAUGGGCUGCCAGUUAUGAAACACGUUUGCUAUUGUGGUACGAAGUAAUGGGUAUAAGCAUGCCGGGAGCAGCAUUUGGAGGAGAUAUUGAUUAA